Molecule: messenger RNA, 938 nt
Organism: Cyprinus carpio (common carp)
Lineage: Eukaryota; Metazoa; Chordata; Actinopteri; Cypriniformes; Cyprinidae
Product: 2-iminobutanoate/2-iminopropanoate deaminase-like
Cellular component (GO): cytosol
Molecular function (GO): deaminase activity
Source: RefSeq, a predicted model, not a curated record
AAUAAUCGUAAAUACACGUGUAAUGUCUCUAUAUGUGGGUCGUUAUGGUAGGAAUCACUGACGCCUGCUGGAAGCGAAUCCCAACAAACCUGCUUUCCACUCAUUCAUUAGCUCGAGUAGAAGUUCUCUGACAGUUGUGCUUCACGGCGGGUGUCGUUGGGAUCUCAGUGUUCAGAGAUGUCUGCGGUUAUUAGGAAGAUCAUUCACACUGUAGCUGCUCCAGCUGCCAUCGGGCCCUACAGCCAGGCUGUUUUGGUGGACCGUACGAUGUACAUCUCAGGACAGAUCGGCAUGGACGUUGGUGGACAGCUGGUGGCAGGAGGAGUGCAGGCUCAGGCCAAGCAGGCACUCAUUAACAUGGGGGAGAUUCUGAAAGCUGCUGGAUGUGGAUAUGAAAAUGUUGUCAAAACCACAGUGUUGUUGGCAGACAUUAAUGACUUCAAUAACGUCAAUGAUGUUUACAAGCAGUUUUUCAAGAGCAAUUUCCCAGCGAGAGCUGCCUAUCAAGUAGCUGCCCUGCCCAGAGGGGGACUUGUUGAGAUUGAAGCGAUCGCUGUGUUGGGGCCCAUCACGGAUGCCUCCUGACUACAUGAACCCACAUGCAUCACAAACCAUAAAUACAGUUAUAUGGAGACAAACUACAUGACAGAUUACAAAAUCAAUCAGACUUUUAUCCUCCCAUUAAACCCAUAACAGGCAAGUCACCAAGUCUGUUGCCCAUUUCGCUAAUAUAAUAUAUGAUCAUUCAUCAUUACAUAUUCUGUAAUAGCAACAAUUCAAAUCCAAGUUCAAUUCAACUUUAUUUUUAAACUUGUCAUUAUCACAUUAAUCUGUCAUUACCACAUUAAAUCAAAUCACAACACAAAAACAUUGCUUCCAUUUGUUGAGUUCAAUCUGUCAUAUGUGUUGCAGGAAAACAUUAACAUACAAUAAAUAAA